GUCAAUUGAGGUGGUCCAAGGGGGGACAAACACCACUACAAGUGAUCCAGCAUGCUCCAAGGAGGAGUGGUCAGACAGGAACAUUGACAUAGGAGAGUCAGAGAAAGAUAGUCGAUUGAGGUGGUCCAAGGGGGGACAAACACCGCUUCAAGUGAUCCAGCAUGCUCUGAGGAGGAGUGGUCAGAUGGGAACAUUGGGUGUCCAAGUCAAUGUGGACAGGGGCUUCAGUUCUGGAUCAAUGUUCAUUGGUGUUUGUUUGUGUUUGUUGCUGUUUGUUGGUGUUCGAUGGGGUUCGUGCUGCUGUAUGGACCUGUGGAUCUCCAAAGGGGGACAAACACCACUUCAAGGGGUCCAGUGUGCCAUGAUGGGGAGUGGUCAGACAGGAUCAUUGACCCUAGGAGAGUCAGGGAAUAAUGGGUGUCCAAGUCAAUGUGGACAGGGGCUUUGGUGCUUGAUCAAUGUUCAUUGGUGUUUGUUGCUGUUUGUUGGUGUUCAUUGGUGUUCAAUGGGGUUCAUCCUGCUGUAUGGACCUGUGGAUGUCCAAAUUAGGUUGAUUGAGGUGGUCCGAGGGGGGAUGAACACUGCUUCAAGCAAUCCAGCAUGCUCUGAGGAGGAGUGGUCAGAUGGGAACAUUGGUGAGUCAGGCAAAGAUGGUGUCCCUGUCAAUGUGGACAGGGGCUUUGGUUCUGGAUCAAUGUUCAUUGGUGUUUGGGGGACAAACACCACUUGCAUGGGUCUUGUAGUACCAUGUCCUGGUCUGUCCACCAUGACAAACACUGAUGAACAUGGGCAAACAUUUGUGAACAUCGGUCCAGCAUGGAUGGCCCUGAGUAAACAUACUGGAGCACUUGUUUACUUGUUUGGAAUGCAUUAA
Messenger RNA from Pisolithus orientalis, 874 nucleotides. RefSeq lists its product as uncharacterized. The annotation marks the transcript as partial. The transcript is spliced from 10 exons. The record is from RefSeq and is a predicted model, not a curated record. NCBI's taxonomy places the organism in Eukaryota, Fungi, Basidiomycota, Agaricomycetes, Boletales, Pisolithaceae.